Molecule: messenger RNA, 1192 nt
Organism: Kockovaella imperatae
Lineage: Eukaryota; Fungi; Basidiomycota; Tremellomycetes; Tremellales; Cuniculitremaceae
Product: Nse1 non-SMC component of SMC5-6 complex-domain-containing protein
Exons: 7
Coding region: 116-1192 (358 amino acids)
Biological process (GO): DNA damage tolerance; double-strand break repair via homologous recombination
Cellular component (GO): Smc5-Smc6 complex; nucleus
Molecular function (GO): ubiquitin-protein transferase activity
Source: RefSeq, a predicted model, not a curated record
AAACGCAUUACGUAAAAGCUUUCUUCCGUCGCGUGUUCGCGAUUAGGUCUGAACAGACAUUGCACAUUGCCGUGGAAGCGUACAUAGCAACGGACACGAGCUGUCGAUCCCCACCAUGCCGCGUAAUACCGAUCUACAUCGAGCUUAUCUCCAGUCCAUGUUAUCAAGACGUGUUCUGAGGGAAGAAGUGGGACUGGAGCUAUACAAGCGAGCCAUUACAGCUGUUCGCGCUAGUGACGAGGAUUUUGAGCCUACUCAUCAGCCUACAAAGGAUGGCUUCAUGAGUUUCCUCGGUGAUCUCAAUAAUACGCUUGAAAAGUAUGGCAUGUUGCUUAAGAGGGAGAGGGACCAAACUGCAAAGGGAAGAGGAUGGGUGGUUUUAGUCAACACAGAAGCCAAUGAAGUUGCGAUGGCUGGCUCAGACCUGACACCAAACGAAUUGGCGUAUCUGAGAGAUCUGCUCGCGGAAAUUGUCGAAUCAUAUCCUGCCAACUCGAUCGGCUCCACUCGUGCGCUUAAGCUCGCAGGCGAACAACAGACAAAGAUGGCAAAGACAGUAGCGGAGGCGCUGUUGGAGAGUAUGGUAUCGAGGGGAUGGUUGGCGAAAUCGAAACGUGGGAGAUACAGUCUCGGUGUCAGAGGAUUACUCGAGCUGGACCCCUACCUCACUUCCAAUUUUGCGGAUCUACUGCGAAAAUGUGCGCGGUGCAGCAAGCUUCUGACGAUAGGAUGGAAAUGCGAUAAUGAAGAAUAUUCGUCCCAAGGCGACAAUCAUUGGCAUUUGGCCUGCUUCGAAGCCGUUAAACGGAUCUCGCGAGGUUCAUGUCCCGCCUGUCGCAACUCCCUCGAGGAUGUCAAACCUAUAGGCGAGGCUGCUGUAUCAGUUGCUCAGGAUACAUUCAUCAAUGGCAGCAGAGGAAGGAAGAGGAAGAGCGGAGGACGACGAGUAGCAGAGGAUGCGAGUGAUGAAGACGAGGAGCAGAUGAAUGAAGAGGAAGAUUUCGAAGAUGAGGAGGGAAUGGCGAGUCAAAGCCACGAUCAGAGCCAGAGUCAAAACCAGAGUCAAAGUCAAGAACAGAGCCAGACUCAGACACAGCCUCGAAGGGUCAGCGUCAGUCCAUGUUUCCCUCGCGGCAUUGCUCCUGACGGUUUUAAUUCUCCUCCAGGCCCGCUGGGCGGUCGAAUCGGAUGA